Messenger RNA from Nematostella vectensis (starlet sea anemone), 3832 nucleotides. Its product is annotated as dopamine receptor 2. The record is from RefSeq and is a predicted model, not a curated record. Gene Ontology annotation, molecular function: G protein-coupled receptor activity. The transcript has a single exon. Gene Ontology annotation, cellular component: membrane. Gene Ontology annotation, biological process: adenylate cyclase-activating adrenergic receptor signaling pathway. Lineage: Eukaryota; Metazoa; Cnidaria; Anthozoa; Actiniaria; Edwardsiidae. Bases 1216 to 2292 code for a protein of 358 amino acids.
AACAGGAAGCCCAUCUAUCGAAGCAUCCUCUCAGAUGGACUGCAAAAUAGCUCUUAAAAGCUACGGAAUUCGAUGUGCACCCGAGGAAGUAAUCCUAUUGGUUGCUCUAUUAACCUGCGAUGUUCUAAUUGGCUGUUUCCCUUGAGCUGUGUACACGCCUGUCAAACCUAUCUCGAGUCCUAUACUCCGGAGAGUUUCAACACAAGAUUAAGGAGUUAGGUAAUAUGUGGCGUGCGGUAUGAAUGGAUUUAGUGAUAAUGUACUUUACAGCUCUCUCCGCCUCUUCAAAUGACAAAGCUAUUAGGAGUCUUUUCUCAAACCUUCUAUGUCCAUUAUUCCGUGUGAGCGGCCACCAAACGAAAAGUAGGAAUCGAAGUUAAUUAUCAUUUACUUAGCAACUGGGUGGAAAAGACAUUAAUACUUGAGAUGGGGACGAAGCGUGUUUGGAAAAGCAGUGGGAUUGAGGGCUGAAAACUUUGAUAAGUGUGGAGAUCUGAUACGAUAGUGGAACGGUUGUAAACCACCAGAUAUAUUUUUUGAAGGAGUGAUCCGGCUUUUAAUCAAUUUUGCACAAGAUUUUGGUGUAAGACACAAGAUAUCGAUCCAAAUUACGCGUUUCUUGAUGUUUGAACACCAUAUAGCCGAUUGUAAAACUGACGGGAAAACGUUCUUGCUCGGCUUAGAGACGCGCAAGUCCUUCAACGCUCCGAAUUAUUUAACCAUAGUAAUCCGUGAGGAUUUACGGGUAACCAGAAAAUUAAGAGUAGACUCAAGUUAAUCAAAGCCCGGCAUUGGGAGUCAUGAUGGUGUGAAAUUUACUCAUAUCCAUAUUUACCCACGAAACGCGAGCAUUUUGGGAAUCACUUCAUUUCAUUGAGCACUUAAAAAGAGCAUCUGUUCUGAACAAACGAGUAUCAUCUGCGAAAACAUUCCCUUCUCAGGUUCCUUUACAAGUGCAUAGGGUUUGUUUUUCUUGAAUUCUUGGUUGAUAAGAGGGUUCAGUUUCAUUCAAAACAGUCUGCCUGUCUGCUAUGUGAGAGGCUGGUGGCAAGAGUUGAAUGUCAGCAAAUUGUCGCGAUAUCGAGGAUCAGUCUUCAGAGGGAAGUCCCGAGGACCGCUUCUUAGACAAUUUGGUACCAUCUCAAUCGUUGUGAGCGAUACAUAUAGAUGCAAAAGAUGAAUGGUGUUCUAUAAUAGCGUGUUCAUACGGAACGGAUGAAGCAGGGUUUAUCAUUGACGAUGGCUAAUUUGUCUUCGAAUUACAGCGAUGAAUUAUCAUCUGGCCUUGGCUCGAAACAAGACUUGGCAGACUUACAUGUUGUCGUCCUAUCUACAUCGUUUAUUGGGAUACUUAGCGUUCUUACCCUAGUAGGAAACUUUAUGGUCCUCGCCACUUUUUGCAUGUGCAAGGAGCUACGAAGUAUCACCAAUUAUUUUCUCGUUUCGCUCUCUGUUGCGGACAUCCUAACGGCUGUUCUUUCCAUGCCAAUUUUCCUCGUCCUUAGGAUAACAAAUGACAAGUGGAACUUCCCCGGAGGACAAGGAUUUGCCAUGAUAUUCGGCACGGUUGAUAUGCUCUGUGGCACAGCGUCCAUCUGGAAUCUCUGUUUAGUUAGCCUGGAUAGAUUCCUUGCUAUUUCAAUGCCCCUAAAACAUAUGGUGAUCUUAACCCCUUCCAGGGCGGUCUUCGUUAUUAUAGUUGCAUGGGCCCUGGCUCUCGGAGUCUCCUCUCUCAUACACGUAACUUGGGCGCACAAAGCAUACCUCAUUGUCACACUCAGUUUCUUUGUGCCUUUGGCAUUAAUUGUUUUCUCCUAUGUGAAGAUUUAUCAAGUAAAAACUGCGACUUCCAGUCUUCGGCGUACAGGAGGCACAAAGUUCAAGCGUGAUUUUCGAACAGCUCGUCAAAUGAUCAUCGUUAUUGGCUCGUUUAUUAUUUGUUGGUUUGGCUUUUUUGUAGUUAAUGUUGUUUUAGCCUCAAGAAAAGUCAACCCAAGUCCUGUGAUUCUAAACCUCGUCAAAGCUUUAACUUAUCUUAAUUCUUGCAUAAACCCUCUACUGUUUACGUUUAUUAGCCAGAAAUUUAAGAUUGCGUUUUCGCAGAUUUUCCGAUGCCAAAAACCGGAUUUGCGAUCCGCAACUCGACAUACCAACUCAACCAUUAGAAGGCAGAGUCAGUCUCGAAGAAACUGCUAUUCGGUGAUAAGCUCUAACUCCCCAAGCCCUGCGCCGAACCGAAGACUUCUACCAAUCAAUGAAGAAGCGCUGAUAGAAAAAGAGACAUGCCUGUGAUAAAAAGACAAUUUAUAAAAAGAAAGUCAAACCCAUAACGCUGGAAGGAAAGACAUUGUUGUCAAGGACAGCGGGGACGGCUGUGAAAGAACGUCUCUCGCCCAACUAAUAACAUUUGUUUGAAAAAGCUUUUUUCAAUUAAAAACUCCUUUGCGGUUAUUUCGUUUAUUGAAUCAAAUUCUUUGUUUUUUGAUUACGAAAAGUACACAAGGAAGCAAAGCUACUUUAUCUCGACGAAGACAAACCCACAAAAAUAAAACAUCUUUUUAUAGCGCGUUCUUUCGCGCUUUUUCAUGUUGCGUUUUAUACAAUUUAUUGGGAUUAUUUUUAUCAAGAAAAAAAGAUUUAGCAGGCCCUAGGCUUAAAUAUUCCUUUUAUUUGUGUUUGUUUGAUAUCGUAGACAGCUGAGUAACUUGUGUAGUCUGUAUAGUAAUAACCAUUUCUAUAGCAAUAAUAAAAAUUAAUUCGCUAGUCGCUAAAAGAGCUUUCUCUCAAAAGAUGGUACUAAAUGAAAACAUACAUAACGCCUUAGGCUUUCGUGAACUCGUAUUACCUUGGAAGAAUAAAAAGGUUGUGGAAUUGAUUAAUAUUCAACAAGCAGUCAGGGCCGAAUGAAAACCUAAGUUGAGGUAAAUAUCUUAGUGUAUUAUACACUCUCUUGUUAUCGAACUUUAAUAAAACAACGAGGAGAGUUUAGAAGAGAAAUUAUCAUACAAAAAAUUGUUUGCAGCAGCACUAAUAUAUCGAACACGGGUGAAUAAAUACAAAAAGCCCAAUAGUCGUGUUCGUGAACCAGAAGAAUAAAUAAUUCCAGUUUUUGGUGUUUUGAACACAGGUGAAGAUACAAUUGCUUGUUUGUUUGUAAUACUCGCUGUAUUACGAAUAAGAUACGCUAACCGCGAAACAAGUGGUUCUCUUAGAAGGUUAACAUUAACACAAAAAUAUUUUGGUUUGGGCGGUCUACCUGUAUAAAUAUCAAGCUGAGUGUUCGCAAUAGUCGCACCUACCACGGAAUGAACCAAAGGCCUCUCAAUCAAUACAGCAUGCAUUGCGUACACGAAUAUCUUAUUCAUUCAAAGUUUCUGUUGAAAUUUUAACAAAGAAAAAAGUAUUUCCGCAAUUGUAGUUUGGCUAUUAAAAUAGAACUAUAAUUGAUAAUAAAUAAUAAUUGUAAUAAAUCUACUUUGUGCAACAUCGCAACUCCGAUUCUUUUAACUCUUCAAUGAACUGAGCAUCUAAAGUAAAUUUAAUAUCUCUUACUUACUUAUAGCAGAAGGUCUAAUUGAGAAACCUAGUCAAACAGGUUUUUAAUUUCCAGUUAGUAGCUUGCAGUUUCGUUAUGUAUUUGUAUAGAAUUGUAUUUCAAGACAGGUCCCAGAUAAUGGCAUGUUUGACAGAUUGCGUACACAAGGCAAGUGCUACUGUGAAAACAAGGCAAGAAAUCAAACCAUAACUCGUCUGUGCUUGUAUCAUCAAAAAACAAUUAAAUACGUACUGUAUUUACACAGUGAAAUCGAAUAAAUAACACAUUAAAUAAGAA